Colletotrichum phormii is the source of this 637-nucleotide messenger RNA. RefSeq lists its product as uncharacterized. The transcript has a single exon. The record is from RefSeq and is a predicted model, not a curated record. NCBI's taxonomy places the organism in Eukaryota, Fungi, Ascomycota, Sordariomycetes, Glomerellales, Glomerellaceae. The coding region runs from base 94 to 591 and encodes 165 amino acids.
CAAGAGAAGGGGGAAACAACACACACGCAAGCAGCAGCCCAACCACAACACAGCUUCCCAAAGUAACAUAACACGUGUGAUACCAUAAUCACAAUGAUCACCGACGCCCUGCUCCCCUCGGCAGCAAUAAGCCUGCUCGCAUCUACUCUGCCUUACAUAUCAAAGCCACCCACCUAUCCUCAACCCUCACCAGUGAACUUUCACCGGCCCCGCCUGACACGACAGCGGACCAAAGCAUCGUUGGUGUGUUUCGGCGAAGAGUGGGAGCUCAAAACCAACGACACGCCGCACAGUCGCUGCGCAAGCUGCACUUGGCGGGCAUCGCCCACUAAUAUCUUACUUUGCAGCCAGUCUAAUGCAAUAUACACAAUGACUUUGGUGUCCUCCGACUCUCCUCACUUCCUGGCUGCAUCACAGGGCAGGGCAGGGGUGUGGAGUGGGGAGGUCGAGGACCACGACAUGAGACGGCUCGUCGCUCUUUCUUACAUGAUUUCGGGGUACGUACGGGGUAGGGUGAAAGGCCAAGGGGUAAAAGAAGGAGAAGAAGACGGAAGGACAUUGCUUCUAGAGUUUUUCUGUGGUACCACGUGAAGUGAUCGAAACCUAGGCUGGAGAUGGGAAGAUUGUGAAAUGUAGC